ACUUUAAAUGUAUAUUAAAGUUUGAUCGAUUAUGUCAGUUUAACGUCAACAAAACUUUCUUCGUAUUCGGAGCAAAUUAAUUUUAAUCAUGCCGCCUAAGAAAGACAAAAAGAAACCAGCCAUCAUAAUCGAUGGAGUGGAUACAACUCCGAUGAGUCGAGAACAACUCGAAGUUUUCGCAAUAAGCAUAAAAGAGCAAAAUGACCGCGAACGGGAGGAAAGAAAUUUCUUCCAAAUGGAACGGGAUAAAAUCCGCACAUUUUGGGAAAUCACCCGGAGCGAAUUGGACGAGGUUAAAGCUAAAUUACGCAACAAAGAUCGCCAAAUUGAAGAAGCAGCCGAAGCGAACGAGGAGGAAUUAAGAUUUUUUAAGCAAAAAGUGAAACAUCUCCAAUACGAGCACCAAUUAGAUCUAACAGAAACCAAAGCCGAAGCUAUGGUUUCGUUAAAACAAGCUUUAGACGACCACACCGAGCAAGAAAAAGAAUUACUAAACGAUAAGCGAGAAUUAAAAUGUAACCUAAGAGAGCAAGAGAUGAAUAAUUUGGAUCAAAUCAAAGCGUUAAAGAUGCAAUUCAGCGAAGACCUCCACAACGCCCGAGAAGAUUUUUUACAACAAGCCAAAGAACUCGAGAUGAAAUACGAAAAGAGGUUUCAAAACUUAAAAGAAGAAUUGGCGAUAAAACAUCGCAUGGAAAUGUCUGAAGUCGAGGAAAGAAAAAACACGCAAAUUAACGAUUUAACGCGAAAUAACGAGUCGUCUUUCAACGAUAUGAAAAAUUAUUACAACGAUAUCACCUUAAAUAAUCUAGCCUUAAUAAGCAGCUUAAAAGAUCAAAUGGAAGUUUUAAGGAAACAAAACGAAAGGAUGUCAAAACAAGUCACCGAUUUAACGCACGAAAAUAAACGAUUAACCGAACCGUUAAAACAAGCUUUACUCGAUGUUAAGGAAUAUAAACGACAAUUAGUUAAUUACGAGAAAGAUAAAAUUUCUUUAGCUAACACAAAAAUUAAAUUGGGACAAUCCCAAAAGGAACUCGACGAUAUCCGUUGGCAUAACGAAGCUUUAGAACUGCGUUUUGAAAAGUUGCAAGCCGAAAAAGAUGAGCUUCAUAACCGAUUUGUUAUCGGAGUCUUAGAAGUGCAACAAAAAACUGGGCUAAAAAAUGCUCUCCUACAGAAACGAAUCGAAACUUUAACCAAUGAUGCGGAAACUAAAGAUGCAAUAAUCGGGGAAUUAACAACGACUAAGAAAUUACCAUCGGGGUUAAAUGCUAAGUUUGAGAAUAUAUUGAAUAAAAAGAAUAAGACGAUUGCUGAUUUGCAAUAUGAAUUGGCGAGGGUUUGUAAGGCUCACGAUGAUUUGGUUGAUACUUAUGAAGAGAAAAUGGUGCAAUAUGGAAUCCCGAAGAAUGAGCUUGGAUUUAGUCCGAUGAGGGUUUUGCCCGAAGGGCAAGUUGCUACUGCUAAAGGACCGGCUGGAUUGGUUACAAAGAAUCCUUAAGAAAUUAAUUUAAAAAUAAUAUUUAGUUAGAUAACCAAAAAUUUAUUAUGAAACUCGA
Onthophagus taurus is the source of this 1562-nucleotide messenger RNA. RefSeq names its product Growth arrest specific protein 8 (gene Gas8). Gene Ontology annotation, cellular component: motile cilium; Golgi apparatus; microtubule. Gene Ontology annotation, biological process: cell motility. The record is from RefSeq and is a predicted model, not a curated record. NCBI's taxonomy places the organism in Eukaryota, Metazoa, Arthropoda, Insecta, Coleoptera, Scarabaeidae. Gene Ontology annotation, molecular function: small GTPase binding; microtubule binding.